GGAUCCGCAGCACCUCCUGGAAUCCUUUCUGUUCAAACCCACAGGACUAUGAUGUGAAAACGGAGAACAAUGUGUUGCCAGACAUGACGAGUUUAACCAAAAGCAGCAGCAUUCAUCAGACGCCUGAGUUCUCAGACGAUCCUUUUCCAGCUCCGGACUGGGUUUUGUUUCCUCCGCCUGAUUUUUAUAAAGACGACACUGCGAAUGGCUUCCAGAGCACGUCAGCGGCAGGCACACAGAGUGAAGACACAGACAUUUUCCAGCCUUUUAAAGAGAAAGCAGGCACUGGUGUGACGCACAGCAGCUCAGCCAAUCAGAACGCAGAAUCCUGGCCUUCGUCCAAUCAGAGUGAUCCUCUCCUGGAAUUCAUCCUCUCCAGACAGAAGAAUUUCCGAGCUUCUCCACCACCAUCUGCAACCACCGGCGUUUUCCAAGAAGCGUCCGGUUUCCUCGAGACUCCUUCACUGUCCAGCUCGCCGCUCGUUUCUAAUACCAACCCGACAUCUGACCAUAUUUACAAGACAUCCUCGUCCCACAUCGAGACGUUCGAUCCUCUGUUUGCCCCUCAGAAUGAAGUCCAGUCCAAUCAGAAGAGCAGUUACGAUCUACUGUCCCAUCUUGCUUUGCCAAACCGAGCCGCUCAAGAGACGUCAGCUUUAGCAACACCUUCCACAAGCAUCUCAAACGGAGAUCCGAUGUUCAGGAGGCGUCCUCCCAAAGCUGGUCCUCGCAGUAAACCCCCGAAGAGCCUCCUCCAGCCUCCUGCUCUCUCUCAGGUACUGUAG
Sinocyclocheilus grahami is the source of this 785-nucleotide messenger RNA. RefSeq lists its product as uncharacterized. NCBI's taxonomy places the organism in Eukaryota, Metazoa, Chordata, Actinopteri, Cypriniformes, Cyprinidae. The record is from RefSeq and is a predicted model, not a curated record. Bases 84 to 785 code for a protein of 233 amino acids. The transcript has 3 exons.